Messenger RNA from Xyrauchen texanus (razorback sucker), 5120 nucleotides. Its product is annotated as myomegalin-like. The transcript is spliced from 20 exons. Lineage: Eukaryota; Metazoa; Chordata; Actinopteri; Cypriniformes; Catostomidae. The record is from RefSeq and is a predicted model, not a curated record. Bases 630 to 5120 code for a protein of 1496 amino acids.
UCUCCGUACGGCUGUACAUUUGAAACCCGGCUGGACAAAAAUAAUUAUUAAACGUCUAUUGUGACAGUCUAAUGAUAUAAUAUUACAUUAUUUUCGGUUACGGUGGUUUUAUAAAAAUGACACGCUGUUUUUGAACUGGAGUCGGACGGUGGGGUUUAAAUAAUAUUACAGCGGUCCUGUCAUGUCGGCGUCUUUUGAGAAGAGCGAAUGAAACAUAAUCUGGAGCACGAGUCAAGGACAAAAUACGCGUCUUUAUUUCCAUGGAGGAGAGCGGAUCUUGACAGCGUCCUUUUUUAAUGACUGAAGAAAUCGAGAUUUACCUCCAGCAACGUAUCUAUAUAAAUAACUAAUUUUAGGACCUAAUUAAGGACAAUUGAAGAACUUUUAAAGGGAAUUUUGACUGUAAUAAAUCAAACCUCAUCUAUGUUAACAAACUGAAAUAACAUUCCAAUAAUAAAUUUUCUUUUAGUUUUUUUCCAAACAUCAUCAUUGGAACUAAACAAGGACAUAAAUGUGAGAACUUAAAAUGUCUUGACAUUUUUUCACUUUCACUCUGUGCUGCUAACCUUGAUGUACGUCAGAUAUUUUGGCACAAACUACUGUAGAUAUUAUUCAAUUUAAGGUUUACGAUGCUGGAUUCGAAGAUGAAGGACAUGUGUCGGAUCUGUGCAAGAGAGCUAUGUGGUAACCAACGGAGAUGGAUCUUCCACCCAACUGGCAAGCUAAGUCUGCAGGUGCUGCUUUCAUAUGCAUUGGGCAGAGAGAUGAUCCGAGAUGGUCGGGGAGAGUUUGCCUGCAGCAAAUGUGCCUUCAUGCUGGACCGCAUGUACCGCUUUGACACUGUGAUCGCCAGGGUAGAGGCGCUAUCCGUUGAACGGAUGCAAAAGCUCCUGUUGGAGAAAGACAGGCUAAGACAGUGCAUCGGUGGACUCUACCGUAAAAACAAUGCUGAUGACUUUGGGGUCAUCACUGAAGUGGACGACAGUGCUGCAGACUCUCCUGUAGUGGACUUUACUGACUUGGCUGAGUCUAAAUACAGCACUCUACUGCAGGAAGAUCUGACAUACUCUGUCUAUGAGUCCUGGGCUGAGCAAAGCACUCCAGAGCAACUUCAAGACCAACAAAACCCAGGUCACCACCACCACCAUCAGUGCCAUGCAGCAACAGAUGCCAGUUCAGGCUCACGUCCCAGGAAGUGCAGGGUGUGUGCUAUGCUACGAGUGGCGGAUUCAGAUUAUGAAGCAGUCUGCAAAGUUCCCAGAAAAGUGGGUCGGAGUACAUCCUGCGGUCCCUCUACACGGUACUCCAGUAGUAUCCAGGGCAGUGCAGAUGAGUCUGUCCUAUCUGCUCCACCCCCAGAAUCCGAGCCUGCUGAGAACAACCAGACUCAACAUCCUAGUGAUGCAGAGUGCACCAGUGUGAGUCCUGCCUCAUCUCUGGAGUCAUUGGACACUGCUGUCGAUGAGACCCUAGAGUCUUGCCCAAAGGUCAAUCCUAACAUCACACACACAGAGACAGAAGAGGAACAAUCUUCUACCAAAAGGCCAGAGUCUCUUUCUGGAUGCACCUCUAGACCAGGCUCUGUGUGUGGACUUGAGUUGACCCUCAGUCUGCUUAGAAACUUUGAAUAUCGCCCCAUCCAGAGCCCCAGAGGUAGUCGGAUUCCUGUGCCCAUCAAACCAACCACUACACCAAUGGAAAGUACUUACCCUCUGCUACAAGUGCCUCCCACAGAUAUGGAGUGUCCCCUUUCCCCCCACCUUCCAGAUGCUCUGUCCAGCAUUCAACAGGAACUGCAGCUUGAGUUGUCUGAAAUGGAGGACAUGUGGCUGGAUGAUUAUGUACAGUGCAGGCCAAGGGGCUUACAAAAGAGUUUGAUUGAGGAGCAGCAGUCUCAGCUGGUGCAGUAUGAGAAUGCAGCGGGUCAGUGUGUGAGCGAGCUGCAGAGGUCCCAACAGCAGGUCCAGUCUCUACAGGCCAAGAUAAAAGAGAACGAGGUCAACAAUAAGAAGCUACAGCAGAGGCUCGGAGAGAUGGAAAGUGAACUACACACUGUCAGAGUAGCAGCAUGUGGUCAGGAGAGAACAAUACAGACCUUGAGUGACUCUCUCAACACUAAAGACUGUGAGAUCACUGAUCUCCACCAGCUCAUUGAGGAACAGAAGGAGCUUUUGUGCUCUCUGAAGCAACAGAACAACCAUAACCAGCUUCAGCAGCAGCAGAUGUCUGGAGUGGCUCCGAAUCGCAUGCAGACCGAUCUGUUGGACCUUCAGGGGUCUCUGUUCUCAGCCCAGCUGGAGCUGCAAGGCCUCCAAAGGGCACAGCAACAAGGCCAGAGACGAGAAGAUGAUCUGGCCCGCUCGAACCAGCGGCUCCAAGCUGACCUGCAGGGAGCCCUGGAGCACCGACAUGAGGCAGAAAGACACAGUCAGGAUCUACUGGCUGCUCUACAGAGGGCUCGCUUCAAAUCGCAGCAAAUGGAGGACAAAUUUGAAGAUAAAUGGAGAUGGAGAGAGAAAGAGGACGAGGAACGAGAGAGGACCAUCCGAAAGCUGAAGACCUCGAUAGAGAACAAAGAGCACCUGAUACAAGACUACAGUGAACUGGUGGAUGACCAGAGAGAGACAACAGGGAAUAGAGACAAUCUCAUCCACAAGCUAAAACAACGCAUUCAGGAAAGGGAUAGAACACUGGAGCAAGCAAUUGAUGAGAAGUUUGCGUGCAUGGAACAGAAAGAAGACGAGGUGCAUAGACUGCAGCUGGUUCUGAGAGAGAAAGAGAGAGACCUGGAGAAACUCCGUUGUGUGUUUUCCAAUAACGAAGAAACCAUCACGAGUCUGGAGUUGCUGCUGCGUGGUAAAAGUUUAGAGCUGGAGCAGGUGUGUGAGGCCUGGCGCAGUGCUCAGUGUGUUCAGCGUGAAAGAGAGGAGUCACACACACGUAGUCUACAAGAAAGAGACGCUCUGAUCAGCCAACUGCAGACGUCACUCCAUACAUGCACCAAAGAGGUUGAGGAGAUGACUGCAGUUCUACUCAGUAAGGUGUCGAUCGGUUCCAGUGAGGUGGUUGAGGAGCUUAAGUCUCGGCUGCAGCUAAAGGAGUGUCUGUUCCAGGACCUGUUGUCAGACCACAGCAGACAGACUCAAGAGCACCACUCACAGGUCCAGGCCCUGCUUAACACCAUCAACACAAGAGAACAAUACAUCAAGGAUUCUGCAGAGCGUAUGGGUCAGGUGAUGGCCGAACAGACUGCUCGAUUGCAGGAGCUACGCCGACAGCUUGAGUCAACAGGCCCUCAGCAGACCACAGAAGAGUCUCCAUCAGACACACAGACACUUCAGGAUGAUCUCCAUCUGGCUCUGCGCAGGGAAAGAGAGGCCCAGAACCAGCUGUCUGCCUUGAGGUCCACCUUGGCUGGCCACCAAGACCAACUCCAGGCCUCAGAUCUGGAGGCCUUGACCAAGACUUUGAGCAUUAAAGAGGAAAUAAUCAAGGACUUGCAGAUGCAGUUGGUGGAGCCGUCAGGUUUGCCGCUGGUUGAGCGACUUACCCAAGAGCUGCAGCAGCUGAGAGAGAUGGUGGGACAUCAGGAUCGCACUUGCAUUAAUCACAAGGCUGUGCUCGAUACACUGGUGCCCAUGGAAACCGGACAGGCAGCCACACCUCAUGCUGAUUUUGGAGGUUUCAUCUCAGAUUAUGGAGAGGAGGAUGAUGAAGACUGCAAUAGUGAGUUUGCAGACAGUGCCGAAGGUGACGAGCGCUCCAAACUGACAGCUCAGUCUUUGGUCAGCAUGCAGAGUUGUGAUCAGCAUAGGGGAUUCAGGGGCUGCCAGGAUGCAGUGGAUGAGGGUCAGGGGCUGGCAGAGAUCAAGCUGCUGGUGGAACAGAAGAGGGCAGUAGAGAGAGAGCUGAUGGAGCUCAAGUCUCAACUGGAGAAGGCUGGUUUCUCCUCUCUCUCUCAGAUGAGGAAGGCUUUAUUUACCCUCCACUCUGAGAAUGAGGAGCUCCAGAAUUUAGUGACAGGAAGAAAGCCCAAGAAAGAUGGACAGAAGAUCACAGCAGAUAGGGUUGAUGGACAACUAGCGGAUUCAGCUAGUAUGGAGGCCUGUGAGUGCAUGUCUGGAGGGGAGCCAAUAAGAGAGCAGGCACUGCAUCUGAAGUCUGAUCUUGAGCAGGUGCAGCAGGAGAGUAAAGAUCUUCAGGAGAGACUCAUGGUGUCAGAGGCCACAGUUCAGGCUCAAGCCGAGCAACUUAAAGACUAUAGAGAACUGCUUACAGAAACAUCAGUACAGCAGGAUAAUAAGCAGGUUCAGGUAGACAUCCAGGAUCUGGGCUAUGAGACAUCUGGCCGAAGUGAGAACGAGGCAGAGAGAGAAGAUGCCAGCAGUCCAGAGUUUGAUGAUCUGGAGUUGUGCACAUCUCUCUCCUAUCAUGAAGGGGGCUCUCAGUGGUGGGGUGCUUCCAGCUCACUGAACUCUUGCAAAACUGAACAUGACGUGACCUACCUGCAGCACCUAGUGGAGGACCUGCGCAGUCAGCUCUCCCGCUCUCAGGCCCUGAUCCGUAGCUUACAGGCCCAAACACAUGAUCACACCCCAGUCAGCACUCCCCGUAUGGUCAACUGGGGCAUGGAUAACUGCGAGGCACAGAGUGCAACAGAGGAAGAUGAGGGCUGGCAGUCAUCAGAUGGCUUUGGCUCACUUCCCCGUCAGCCCAAACAAGGCCGAGAGCUGCAAGAGCUUGUAUCCCGAGUGACAUCACUGGAGGAGCAGCUCAUGAAGGGCAAAGGUCAAGCAGAGAAUGGCAAAACCACAAAUGGGCCAGGUAAGUUUGACACGCUUAUCCAAGCGCAGGCCCGCGAGCUGUCUCAUCUGCGUCAGAUGAUGCGUGAGGGCCGUGGUAUGUGCCACAUUCUGACUCAACAUCUGAGAGUCACCAUCAAGGCCUUUGAAGAACUGCUGCGCUCCAACGACAUUGAUUACUACAUGGGUCAGAGCUUCAGAGACCAGCUUUCACAGAGCAUCUCACUCACCCAGAGAGUCAGCACAAAGAUCAGCGGCCGUGAUCACUCCAAAGUUCCAGAUGAUAAAUCAGGCCAUGAGCUGCUUGCAAUACAGUAA